AUGAGUAAAUUCAACAGGCCUAUAUCAGCUAAUGAUUUAGCCAGGCCAGCAGGAAUAUCAACAAUGUUUCGUUUACCACAUCAAACGGAUGCAAAGGGUCUAGAUGUGUGUAUAACGGGGGCUUGUAUUGAUUCUGGUGCUUCUAAUAGAGCAGGUACUCGUCAUGGUCCCAGACAAAUCAGAUCAGAAUCUAGUUUAAUUCGAGAAGUCAACCCAGCCACAGGAGCAGAACCAUACGACUGUUUACAAGUAGCCGAUGUAGGUGACAUACCACUGUGUAUGUAUGAUUUACCAGAGGCUUGUAAACAAAUAAAAAAGCAUGUGGGUUCCCUGAUGAAAGAUGGUUGUAAAGUUAUAACCAUGGGCGGCGAUCACACUAUCUCUUAUCCACUAUUACAAGCAGUGAAGGAGAAGUAUGGACCGGUCGGUUUGAUUCAUUUGGAUGCUCACUCGGAUACCAGUGACACGAUGUUUGGUAAUAAAGUGGCUCAUGGUACACCGUUUAGACGAGCCGUUGAGGAUGGUUGUCUAGACUGUUCUAAAGUUUUUCAAAUUGGUAUCAGAGGUUCUGGUUACUCGCUACAAGAUUGUGAUUGGGCCAAACAACAGGGAUUUAAUAUAAUUCGUGCAGAAGAAUGUUGGUAUAAAUCAAUGGCGCCUUUGAUGGAAGAAAUCAGACGAACAAUGGGAGAUAACCCUGUAUAUAUUAGUUUUGAUAUUGAUGCUAUUGAUCCUGGAUUCUGUCCUGGAACAGGCACGUACAGAAUUUCUGGAACUCCGGAAAUUGGUGGAUUAACGACGAUACAAUGUUUAGAGAUAAUCCGUGGAUGUCGAGGAUUAAAUAUCGUAGGUGGCGAUAUGGUCGAGGUUUCUCCAGGCUAUGAUACGAGCGGAAACACAGCUUUAACGGCAGCAAACUUUAUAUUUGAAAUGUUAUGCGUCUUUCCCGGAGUAAAAUACUCACAACGAUAA
Molecule: messenger RNA, 972 nt
Organism: Lottia gigantea (owl limpet)
Lineage: Eukaryota; Metazoa; Mollusca; Gastropoda; Lottiidae
Exons: 7
Coding region: 1-972 (323 amino acids)
Molecular function (GO): agmatinase activity; metal ion binding
Source: RefSeq, a predicted model, not a curated record